Molecule: messenger RNA, 186 nt
Organism: Rhizophagus irregularis DAOM 181602=DAOM 197198
Lineage: Eukaryota; Fungi; Glomeromycota; Glomeromycetes; Glomerales; Glomeraceae
Source: RefSeq, a predicted model, not a curated record
AUGCAAUUAAAAUAUUUAUUAUUGAUCUUUGCCUUUACUAUUGUUUCAGCGGAAGCUUUGGUCGUAAAACGAGAAGUGAAAAAUAAACGGCACGAUUCUUAUGAUUCUUAUAAUUCUUAUGAUUCUUAUGGUUCUUCUUAUGGUUCUUAUAAUUCUUAUAAUGAUUAUAAUGAUUAUGGUUAUUAA